Messenger RNA from Ciona intestinalis (vase tunicate), 2521 nucleotides. RefSeq lists its product as uncharacterized. The record is from RefSeq and is a predicted model, not a curated record. Lineage: Eukaryota; Metazoa; Chordata; Ascidiacea; Phlebobranchia; Cionidae.
AGUUUCGAGACGAUAAGAAGCGAUCAAAGAAUGUUUAAUUAGUUUUGUCUGUAAAGGAAAUUUUGAAUUUUAUUACACAAAAGUUCUGCUGAUUAAAAUCUGUAAGGACGAGGGUCGAAGGUUUCAGUCUUUAGUGUUGGAAUAGCAUUUCGCAAACAUGUGGAUCAAGUUAUCGAUUCUUCUAGCUUGUAUUUCGGAGUUCAUUGCAGCAGAUACAUGUAACUACAAACGUUACCCGACAUCGUUCAUUCCCAACUUUAUUACAAGAAAUAAUGUGACAACAAAGUUUAGCACUUUAUCAUCUGCUAAAGAGGCAUGUGACCACCUUGGGGAAAAUUGUUUCGGGGUGGUACUGGUUCUCCACAUGCAGUACCGACUCUAUGUUAUCGGUUCAAGCAGCGACAUCCGGUAUAACGAUCAAGCUAUAUCAUGGAGGAAAACUUGCCCGGGAGAUUGUGAAUUCGUUCUCAGCCGUGAGUUUAACGGUCGCUCGGUGGUUUCUAAAUACAACAAGAUCUGCGAUACCGUUAUAACUGAAGAAGAGACAUCGGCUCAAGGUGGUACAUGGCUACCGUGGUCAAGGUGGAGUCCAUGCAGUCACAGUUGUGGUGAAAACGGCGUAAAACGUCGUGUGAGGCAAUGCCGGGUGAACAGACUUGAUAGGGACAGGUGCUCAGGAAACAGAACACAAACCGCUCCUUGCAACUACUCUAGAAAAUGUCCCAUAACUUUAUCGGAUGUUUAUGGUAUCGUUGGUCCCGAGGGAAUCGCAAUUGCUGGACGAAUUCCGAUUUAUUCCUCCUGCAUACGGCAAGAAGCGGGUAACAGGACGGGGUGUGGACACCCUGAAGGAAUAACCACAAGAGAAAAGUGUCGACAGUUCAAUUGCUGCUAUCUCAAAGCAUACACAGGCCCGGAACAAGGCCCACGUUGUUACCAGCCAAUACGAAUUUACGGCGGCGCGGGACCUAGUGGUUGGAGUAUUUGGAGCGGUUGGAGUGUUUGUUCAAAGUCAUGUAGAAACGGUACGAGAUCACGAAACCGAGUUUGUACAGGAGGCUUACCUGGGUCUAUUAUCUGUCCACAGUCCGACACAAAUAUUGAGGUGUGCUCAUUGGGUCCGUGUCCAUGUGACGUCAACCCGUGUCGUAAUGAUGGCGUCUGCAUCGUUGACGCAAGGCGAGCUCACGGCUAUCGCUGCGAGUGCCCGAAUAAUCUCAUUGGAAAGCAUUGCGAUUUCGCGGAACCAGUUUUAACCUGCCUGAAAGAUUCAAUCACUGUCUCCUUCGACAAGCGUGUGAUAGAAGACGAGGGGUUGUUGAACGACCCUGAUCUCAUCCACUUUAGCGGUUACAAUUCAUCCUUAUGCUAUGCAACACCAAGUCCCGAUGGCUUGAAUUACCAGCUUUCAAUACCCCCACCCAUUGACAGAAACUGUGGUUCAUCCAUCAAGGUCACUGGUGAAGAAUAUACCGUCAGGAACAAAGUGAUUUGGCGUCUGGCUGACUCGGGCGCCACCUCAUCUGUUGUUUUACUUGAUCUUGCUUGCGUGUAUGAUAAAAAGCCAAACGCGACGACGGGUCUCGGCUUUGGAAUUCAACCUACAGUCAGAACGAUAUCCGAGCAAACCAGCCAUGCAUCGUUUGAAGUUGACAUAUCGCUGUAUCGAGACAGUAGUUAUUCUCCAGGAAGUUUAAUCACAAGUUCACCAAGACUAGCACAAGGUGAAGUUCUUUACGUAUCCGUAGACAUGGUUUCCCUUUCUAUAACAGAUCAGCAAAAUCAAGCUCUCGUGCUAGACAGAUGCUUUGCAACAGACACCAGUUCGGAAAGAAGAAAUGUAUACGACUUUAUACGAAAUGGGUGUUCCACUCACCCUGCUUUUUCAACUGUGAUACAAAGUGGAGAGUCGUCGCGAGCAAAAUGGUCGUUCCGUGUUUUCGAGUGGAAGACAGAAACGAAUACAAACGACAUUUUCAUUGUUUGCAAGGUAUCUGUGUGUGAUGCCGGUUACGAAUCGUGCCUGCCAGUUUGCAGCGACAGUGCUGUGCAACCGGCGACACAUGUGGGCAGUAUUGAGUCGAACGUCACCGCAGAGAACAUUGAACUUGAAAGUAUGUUGAACAGUUUGUCAGUGACCGGUUCCGAGGUCGAGCUUUCAAAUUUGAACAGAAGCAGGCGAGAAAUCACAGAUAAAACUAAAAAGUUCCCUCGACGACACGGAUACUUGCCGAACCGAAACAAACAGCGAAGAAUUGCAUCAGAUUCUGGAUUCCAAGUCUUUGUUUCAAAAAGAAUAUCCGUUCUUGGACCAGAUGCUGGAUUUGGAGAAGGCUUCAUGCAAUAUCCUCUGCGUGAAAACGAUAGCAAACGUAACUACCUGAAUUCGCAUAACAACGAGGAAAAUGAAGUUUCAACGUGCGGGUUGGCCUCGUUCGUCAUGGUUGGGUGUGCCAGUGUCGUGACGUACGUGCUCGUAGCCGCAGUUGUCAAAAGUCUGUUGACACGAAUGCGACGUUGA